This is a messenger RNA of Paramecium octaurelia, 210 nucleotides long. The record is from the annotation of a GenBank genome assembly. NCBI's taxonomy places the organism in Eukaryota, Ciliophora, Oligohymenophorea, Peniculida, Parameciidae.
AUGAAUCAGUUCGAAUACAAGGCUUACGAGGUUUAUUAAGGUAAUCUUCUGAUUGAUUAUUGGGCCUAUAAAGAAAAAGAUGAUAGUUAUCCAAAGGUAGAAAUCAAGAAGAUCAAUAAGAAAUUGAAAAAAAUGUAAAUCAAAGGAUCAAAAAGGAAGAAAAAGGAAAAAGAUCAGAUUAUUGAUAAAAUUGUAGCCUUAUGCAUUUGA